CGCGCGCUCAAGGUUUGCAUGCUGGCGCGCGUGGGUAAAACACUUGCAGUUCGCAUGUCAGCUGUGGCAAGAAACUUCAUUAAACCUCGACUAUGCCGUGAUAGUACUCGAAUUGUUUUCGUUUUUUGUCACACGUUUUUAAACAAGUGGUAUUUCCUCUAGGAUGUCCUAUUUGUAUUCUUCUUUCAGUAUGGUCUUAAACGCAAAAACAUGGAAUGUAUAUCUGUGUGGAAACUAACGUGGGGUUUAAAUCUCACGGCUGUUUUGCUUUCCAUCGUUCGGGAGUGCUGCCUACAGGAUACUGCAGCAAGUCUUUGAAAGGAUAUUUGCCCUUAAAAUAUACUUUACUAUUGAGUUUCUUUUUUCAGUCAGUUUUGGAGGACAGAAUACACAUUUUUACUACAGUUUUGGCAAGAUAAUACAUUGCUGAAAAUGGAGACUGUCAUUGAAAGAGAAUGCAGUGCGCUCGGAGGACUUUUUCAAACAGUGAUAGGCGACAUGAAGAGCAGUUACCCAGUGUGGGAUGACUUCAUCAGCAAGGCCGGGAAGCUACAAUCACAGCUCAGGACGACAGUUGUCGCGGUAGCCGCCUUCCUGGACGCUUUUCAGAAAGUGGCUGAUCUGGCAACCGGCAGCAGAGGUGGCACCAGAGACAUCGGUUCAGCCCUCACCAGGAUGUGUAUGAGGCACCGGAGCAUCGAGGCCAAGCUCAGGCAGUUCUCCAUGGUUUUCAUCGACUGCCUGAUUAACCCUCUGCAAGACCAGAUGGAGGAGUGGAAGAGAGUGGCCAACACGCUGGACAAGGACCACGCCAAAGAGUACAAGAAAGCCCGUCAGGAGAUCAAAAAGAAAUCCUCCGACACUCUCAAGCUGCAGAAGAAGGCUAAGAAAGCUGACGUGUUCGGCCGGGGGGACAUCCAGCCCCAGCUGGACAAUGCCAUGCAGGACAUCAGUGAUAAGUACCUGCUUCUGGAGGAGACAGAGAAGCAGGCGGUCAGGAAGGCCCUGGUGGAGGAGCGGAGCCGCUUCUGCACCUUAGUCUCCAUGCUGAGGCCCGUCGUGGAAGAGGAGAUGUCCAUGUUGGGGGAGAUCACUCACCUGCAGACCCUCACUGAUGAUCUGAAGGCUCUGACCAUGGACCCCCACAAGCUGCCUCCCGCCAGCGAGCAGGUCAUUCUGGACCUGAAGGGAUCUGAGAGCAGCUGGUCCUACCAGACCCCUCCUUCCUCCCCCAGCACCACAGCAUCCAGGAAGUCCAGCAUGUGCAGUAGUCUGAACAGCGUCAACAGCAGCGACUCUCGCUCCAGCGGCUCUCACUGCCACUCCCCCACCUCCCACUAUCGCUACCGGAGCUCCGCCCUCCCUCAGCAAGGCCCCGCCCGCCUUUCUAGUGUCUCUUCCCACGACUCCGGCUUCAUCUCCCAGGAUGCCUACCAGUCCAAGUCGCCCUCGCCCAUGCCCCCUGACACCCACCCACAGACCUCUACCUCUUCAUCCUCGGCCAUCUCUGAGACUUGCCAGCCUGUCAGUGAGGGCAGCUCCUCCUCGUCCUCCUCUUCCUCACCUGCCUCCUCUAAGGAGACCUGCUCCAGCACUAGGGUGGAACAGCUGUCAAACGGGUAUGAUCAUCAUCAUCAGGGGCCCUCCGCAGCCCCCUAUCUGUCUGGCGGGGGCAUGCAGGAGGUCUACCCCGACCUCCCUCCAUCCUCCCCCUCCACCCCCCUCGCCUCGCCCUCCUACUCUCCCACCUCCCCCGAGUGGGCAUGGUCGAGACCAGGUUCCACCCUCCUGGUGGACAACCCCCCCUAUUGCGCCCUGGGACCGGGCAUGAUCCCCUCUUCCAAGGUCCUCACCUGGAAGGACUGGGCCAAGCCAGGGCCCUACGACCAGCCCAUGGUGAACACCUUGAGGAGGACCAAGGAGAAGAGGCAGACUCCAGAUCCCAGCAGCCCCCAGGCCUCCACACCAGGGGAUGAGCCCCAGAGAGCCAAGGGCACCAAUGCAGUUAUACAGCGGGAGGAGGCGGAGGCCCAUGAGGAGCUGGCCCUGGCUCUGGCCCGCGGGUUGCAGCUGGAUAUCCAGCGCUCCAGCAGGGACUCCCUGCAGUGCUCCAGUGGCUACAGCACCCAGAACACCACGCCCUGCUGCUCUGAGGACACCAUCCCCUCACAAGUGUCCGACUACGACUACUUCUCCGUGGGUGGUGACCAGGAGACAGACCAGGCCGACUUCGACAAGUCCUCCACCAUCCCCCGCAACAGUGACAUCAGCCAGUCCUACCGCCGCAUGUUCCAUGCCAAGCGGCCGGCCUCCACAGCGGGCAUCCCCACCACGGCCCCCUCCCCCGCCAGCAUUGUCACCCCCGGGGUGGCCACCAUCCGCCGCACGCCCUCCUCCAAGCCCAACCUGCGCCGGCCCUCCGGAAGCUUGGGUCUGGGCCCCAUCCCUGUCAAGCCCCCCAUGAUCCCCGUCAAGACGCCCACUGUGCCCGAGCACCCCGGGGGUGUUCUUCAGGGGUGAGAGUGAGGGAGGGGGACCACUGAGCCCCCGCAGCCCACUCUCUUCAGCGGGUGACAACGGGUUGUUGGUGUCUCCCAAGGCAACUUGGGACACUCAGGCCCCCUCCGAUCCUCCCACUUCCCCACCUCAGUCUGGUAGUAGGCUGUCGGAGUGGGACCGCGAGGCCCUGCCAGAGGUUCAGGAGGAGGAGCCCGGGUGCGGCGAGGGGGAAGACGUGCUCUUGGCCAUACGGCGAGGGGUCAAGCUGAAGAAGACGGCAUCCAACGACCGGUCGGCGCCGCGAAUAGUGUGAGAUGCUUCGCUUAGUGUACAAUGUCCACUGCCCCUCAAUGUAGCAGAUUGAAUCACAUACAGUAUCUGUGUCUUCACCCAUAGGUUUAAGAAAAGGGUGGGAGUCUAGACACGGGAAAGUUGGGGAGGAGGGAAACGGAGCGACAACUGCUUUGACUAUUUUCAAAUGACGGAAAAUAUAUAAUCUUUUAUUUGUAUGUACAUAUUUAUAUUUUGAUGCGUUUGUAUGUUUUGUGAACAAUGCUCCUCUUCGUACUUUCACGUUUUACCCGUCCAUUGUCAUGAAAGGUGCCAAAAGACUUAGAGAUUAAUUAACUUAAAUGACUUUAUUUUACUGAAUAUGAUUCAUCUUCUCUGUGAAUCCACAGCAACAAAACAAAAAAAAGAUUGGAGGGAGAAAGAUAUAGAGGAUAAGACUGUGUGGAGAAGAGGGGUACAUAGGGAAAUAACCACAAUGGAGAGCAACAUUUUACUUUCCUGUAAUAGCCAGUGUUUUAUCAAUUUUUUUUAUUUUGCCAUUGAAAAAUAAAUCCAAUUGCAUGUUCUACCCCAAAUAAUUGCAACCCUAAUAAACUAGACCGCCAAAAGAUUCAGAGCGAGAAUAAAUACAACCCACUGUCAAUAGGAAGCUUCUUGGUCAGCAAAUAAGGACGCAAAGACUUGCCACACGAGCAAUUCUUAACAAUCGAAGGAGUGUUUGUCAACGGGUGUCACAUCAUUUGUCAAUAGUAAAAUAUGUUGCAAAGGGUUUCUACCUUGAAUGCAACUCUGGUGUCAGUGGAAGCACUCAUUGAUUGGUGGCUAUAGGAUAGGCUUAUUUACUUUCCUGUUUUUCUCUAGAAUUAGAACCCGAGAGUUUAUUACGCUUGAGACUGAUCAUUUAUUUCAAUGCAAGUGAUGCUGUGCUAAAGGGCAUACAGAGGAUUCAUACGCAAAUAAAACUGGAAAAUGUAACAAGUGCUUGUCCUGCUGUGAAAAUACUAGUAGACUCUGUGAAAGCUAGUGGUGAUCACUGGUAACUAGAAGUCAAUCAAACUAAGUGUUAGAAUAUUCAAAAGUGAAAGGUAACAUAGUGGAGUUUCUUAGCUUGUGUUAAGCACCGUGAACUGAAGACAGAAUUCACUAUUGCAACUACCUAAAGUAUUUCACAAAAUAACAUGGCCUAAUAUGUGUACAUAUUCUAAACUUUGUCAUAUCUUCCACUAUAAUUUUUCAUGAACGCCAUACCUUAGUUUGUGGUGUUGUAGACCAGCUUCACUGUCAAACACACAGCCCGUUAAAUGAGAUCGAGUAAUGCAUGUUUUUUGUUAUUUUUUUACUCAAACGUGUUAAAGCUCAUUUUUAUACUGAACCUAUUUAUCCCAAUACAUUUCCCCCAUUUGAGAGCAGUUUGACUUUCUGCAUAGUGACUGCAGCCGGAUUAUUUUUCCAUUCAAGACAGGUAAGGCAGGGGAAACUAAAGUGUGGCCGAUGCAACGACAUGCAUAUGAAGCUGAAAAUCCUGUAUGGCUCACAACUCAAUUAUUCUAUACAAAUGGUCUGAUAUUGUCCAUGUAAAAGUUAGCUGUAAUAUACUGUAGUAUUUUCUUUUGAAAGUUCAGCCGUUGGUGUAAAGAUACGUUGCUAAAUCUAAUGUAUGCUAAAUGGUUAGAAGUAAUCCAAGUUAAACUCACACCUUGCAAAUACGAGGUUUUGUCCCAAUAGUCUGCAAUAGUUUCCUUCUCUCAUUUCCUUUUCUUCGUGGUCAGAUUCAAGAGGACUUAGCCUACUUAUGUGACAGGUAAAAGUAAUAUGAUGUAAACAUAAUGUUAAUGUGUUCAUCUUCAAGUUCACGGACACGAGGGAAAAGAGGCAAGGAAAUGAAGGAGCAAUGGGACGCAGAUUGUGGUCUAGAUUGACACACACUAGUACUUUAGCCCUGUGAGUCAGUUGCUGAUGACCUAGAGACAUGUUUUGGACAGAGUUGACCUCUUUCUGUACCACUGACGUUGUCGAAGAUAAUUAUUGUUCAGUUCCGGAAUUCUGUCUCCUAUUUUCUAUGUAACAGUUGUUUCAGCUAAAAAUAAAGAUGUAGCAGAAUGUGCGUCUGUUGAAAAAUGUUC
Molecule: messenger RNA, 4913 nt
Organism: Oncorhynchus gorbuscha (pink salmon)
Lineage: Eukaryota; Metazoa; Chordata; Actinopteri; Salmoniformes; Salmonidae
Product: protein MTSS 1-like
Exons: 16
Coding region: 433-2520 (695 amino acids)
Biological process (GO): plasma membrane organization; adherens junction maintenance; positive regulation of actin filament bundle assembly
Cellular component (GO): actin cytoskeleton; cytoplasmic side of plasma membrane
Molecular function (GO): actin binding; phospholipid binding
Source: RefSeq, a predicted model, not a curated record